This is a messenger RNA of Racocetra fulgida, 336 nucleotides long. Lineage: Eukaryota; Fungi; Glomeromycota; Glomeromycetes; Diversisporales; Gigasporaceae. The record is from the annotation of a GenBank genome assembly.
AUGAUAAAUAAUGUAGUGGUAGUGAUAAUACGACAAUUUCCUAAUCUUAAAAUUUUUGAUUCAAUUUCAACUAAGAAGCGUGCAUAUGUCACAAAGAAGUUAGAUUAUGAAAACCUGGAUGAUCAUAUUUGGUCAGAUAAGGAUAUUGAUGAGAGAGCUUCUGAUUACUUUGCUGUGUUAUUAAUAGCUGGUAAAAAUAAGGAUGUCUGGGAACCUUCGGGUAGACCUUCAACUUAUGUUAGAGGUUCUAAAAGAACUUUAAGACAAAAAAAGGCAGAAUUAAAGAAGGCCGCACAAAAUACUCAAUCUAUCACUGCCUACUUUGCCCUACCUUGA